ACCAGGGAAUCGCCCAAGGUCUGCAAUGCCCAGCACGGAGACCGCUGGCCCAGGAGGACUCUCGUCAACUCCGAUAUGACUUUGACCCGCGGAACCCUGAAAAAGUCAGUCUCCCCAUCGUGCUGAAUGAGACCGGUUUGCUGGUACCCCACAUCCAGGGCUUCUUUUGCAAUGACACCACCAUCCAAUACCCCCGAGUGGUCCAUUACAUCAUCGAAGACUCGGCACUCAUAAAGAUGGGCUUCUUCAUCUCCAUUUUCACGAUCAGCCUGGGAGAGUUGAUUCGUGUCAAGCUCUUGCAGCUGAGCUCGUCAGCCUUCAUGAGCGGCACUUACACGGCCAUGAUCUACAAGCAGCUGGGCACCUUCAUUUUUGGCGGCCUGGCCAGCUGCUCCCCGACCAGCAUUGCCAAUAUGACCACAGGUCACCUGCGGCCCCACUUCCUGGCCACGUGCCUGCCCGACCCAGCCUCCUUUGACCUCGAGAGCGGCUACGUCACCAACUACACCUGCACAGGGCACCCCAAAGACGUCCUCCAUGUCAGGCGACUGGGCGGUCAAGGAGGGGAACCCAGGAGGCAUCCCCACCCCACCCCAGCCCCAGCUGAUGUCCACCCUGCCCCUGCCCGUCCCCCAGGAAAUCCUUCUAUUCUGUGGACGCCUCCAUCGGGAUGUACUCCAUGGUGUAUUUGGUGGCUCAGACAGGCCGGUGGGCACAAAAACGCAGCCGCCGGGUGGAGUCCCUCUGGAUACCUGCUCCCAGGGUUUCAAGGCGCUGCCCACCCGCCUUCCAGCUCUAGGUACAGGCCAGUUCCUGAGGACAGAAAAUCUGGCUCUUACGGCCCACCAUCCAGCUCCUUUUCUUGUCCUUGGCUACAUCCGGGUCUUGGACCACGGCACCAACCCUACGAUGCCAUCUUCGGAUUCUUGCAGGGAGCUUUGAUGGCUUUCUGGGUGGUGAGUGAUGCCGUGGGGCACCUGGGUACCAGUGAGGCUCUGCUUGCCCGAGAGCCAUUGGGUACACCUGGCACUCCUCAUCUCCCAGGAAGGGAGCCCGGGAGAGGCCAGACUGAAGAGGGAGCAGCCUUGGGGUGUAGGUGACGUCAGCCCACCCCAACCCCUCCCCACUUCAUCCCUGCGGGCUUUCUACAUCUUGGGUGAUGUCAAGUCCCAGAAGCUCCAGGUGCUAGAAGACCACCCAUCCCCUGCUCGCCACUUUCCUCCUCAUUUCCCCUCUCUGUAUUCCUCCCCUGAGGGCCCUCAGGGAACCCAAGGGAUGCCCCGAUUCAGAGAAAGAUAGAGGGCACCCAUUGCUCACCAGAACCUGUGCUCUCCAGGGGGCUAUCUCUACCAAGGUGGGCUAAUCCAGGAAGCCCCACCUCCCUGGAGCUCAGCCCUGACCCCAAAUCAGCCUUGCCCUGGUGGGGUGACACAGGAAGCCCCAUUUUUCUGGGGCUGAACCCCAAAUCAGCCCCUCCCAGCAGGGCCACUUCCACUUUUAUGUUUUGAUGAUUCUUGAUGUAUUAAAUAAUAAAAUGCCAACACAGGGUUUAUGAAUUUUUGACAGAUAUUAACAUG
This is a messenger RNA of Globicephala melas (long-finned pilot whale), 1577 nucleotides long. RefSeq lists its product as uncharacterized. Gene Ontology annotation, cellular component: plasma membrane. The record is from RefSeq and is a predicted model, not a curated record. Gene Ontology annotation, biological process: phospholipid metabolic process; signal transduction; phospholipid dephosphorylation. Gene Ontology annotation, molecular function: phosphatidate phosphatase activity. NCBI's taxonomy places the organism in Eukaryota, Metazoa, Chordata, Mammalia, Artiodactyla, Delphinidae.